CACUUAUGCAACUGGCCCCCACUCUGCCCCCUCCUCCUAGCAAUGCAGAUAUCACCGUCCGCAGCAUCCUCUUUCCUCAGGGAGGGAUGCGUUUGAUGUCCGAGGUCCCAGGGAGUUAAGGUCCUUGGAACACCCUCCGACAUGGCCCGGUUGCUGUUUUUCGUCUUUAUCACCAUCCAUCCAGGAUCUUGUGUCCUCUGGGUGUCCCAGCCCCCUGAAAUCCGUACCCAGGAGGGGUCCCCCGCCAUCCUGCCCUGUUCCUUCAAUGCCAGCCAAGGGAGUAUGGCCAUUGGUUCUGUCACAUGGUACCGGGACAAAGUGGCCCCAGGGAUGGAAGUGAGGAAUGAGACCGCAGAGUUCCAGGGCCGCCUGGCCCCUCUCCCCUCUUCCCGCUUCCUCUAUGACCACCAGGCUGAGCUGCACAUCCGAGACACCCGAGGCCGUGACGCCGGAGUCUACGUGUGCAGGGUGGAAGUGCUGGGCCUGGGUGUCGGCACAGGGAAUGGGACCCUGCUGGUGGUGGAGGAAGACUCCCAGGACUGUAACUCAGCCUGUCAUCUCCUUCCACCCCAGGCAUCCUGUUGAUUCUGCAAGUCGUCAGUGAUCAUGUACCUUCUAGAUGCCUGCCCAGAUUCACUUUUCCUAAUUAUACUGGGUCCCUGAGAACCAUGAUCCUGGUAUGUGUGGACAUACACCCCCAGCUCCCAAGACAAACUGGGAGUGCUGGUUGGUUUGGGUAACUCUCCUGAUAUUCUGGAGCUGUAUCUAACAGGGCACUUGAUUGACUGAUGAACAACAGGAGAGUCAGAGACAGCCAGACUAGAUCUACAUGAGCACUGCUGAUAGAUCUAAGACAGAAAGUUGAUGACAAGGUGGUGUUGGGAAAGGAGGUGCAGGUAACCCAGGUGGAUUUCCUGCAGGGAGCAGCAUUCUGAUGUUGAGCACAUAAGUAAGUAACGGCAGUAGUCGAAGGCCUUCUGGACAGAGACCUGGAUGAAGGAGAGGGAGAUGGAUGCUGGAGGAUGGCACACCUAGUCCUUGAGGAAGGUGAAGACUGGGGAGCUCACGUGGAAACAAGGACUGGAGAGAAGAUCUGGUGCCUGGACCCAUAAACAUCUGCAUUUCCUUCUCCAAAUUCAGAAACUUUCUGCUACUUCUUUCCCUUCCGCCAUCCACAGUGUUCCCCAUGCAGGACAGUAGGACAAUAUUUUUUUUUAAUGUUUUAUUAAAAUGUUCAAACAGAAAAAAUUUGAAGGAAUUAUACAGUGAACUUAUUCCUACCAUCUAGAUUCUACAAUUAAUAUUCUUCCAUAUAUUUGCUCUAUCACAUAUCAAUCCAUUGCAUUUUUGAUGUUUUUCAAAGUUGCAGACAUCAGUACAUUUUACCUCUAAACACUUUACCAUGCUUAUCAUUGACUCGAGUUCAGUAUUUGUUUCCCCAUUUCUUUUUUAGGGGGUUGGUGAGGAAGGCAAGAUUUACAUACCCUGAAAUGGACAAAUCUGAACUCAGCACUCAGUUCUUAAACUGUCUUGCGGUUAAGGGUAUAGAGCCAGACUACCUGGGUUCAAAUCCUGACUCUGCCACUCCUGUGUGACCUUAUAGAAGUUCUUUAACCUCUCUGUGCCUCAGUUUCCUCUUAGAGUUUUUAUCAGGAUUAAAAGCAUUAUUAUAUAGGACUUCCCUAGCAGUCCAGUGGUUAAGAAUUUGUGCUUCCACUGCAGGGUGCAUGGGUUCCAUCUCUGGUCGGGGAACUAGGAUCCUGCAUGUUGUACAUUGUGGCUCCCCACAAAAAAGCAUUAUUAUAUAUAAAAUGUGUAGAUCAGUGGCAGGCACACACCAAAUGCUGUUUAUAUAUAUUAUAUAAAUACAUAAUAUAUAUAUUAGCUACUUUAUUAUUAUUAUUAUCUGAACAUACAGAGUACCUUUGCCAACAAAGGUCCAUCUAGUCAAACCUAUGGUUUUUCCAGUAGUCAUGUAUGGAUGUGAGAGUUGGACCAUAAAGAAAGCUGAGUGCCAAAG
This is a messenger RNA of Dama dama (fallow deer), 2020 nucleotides long. RefSeq names its product natural cytotoxicity triggering receptor 3 (gene NCR3). Gene Ontology annotation, biological process: immune response-activating cell surface receptor signaling pathway; positive regulation of natural killer cell mediated cytotoxicity; natural killer cell activation. Lineage: Eukaryota; Metazoa; Chordata; Mammalia; Artiodactyla; Cervidae. The record is from RefSeq and is a predicted model, not a curated record. The transcript has 4 exons. The coding region runs from base 142 to 585 and encodes 147 amino acids.